AUGUCAUCAAAUUCGUUCACUCGUCAAGAAUCUCAAUAUCCAGGUGAUCGUACAGCUCCAAAAGCAAGUCUUCGUCUCGAAUGGGUUUACGGCUAUCGAGCCGCAAAUUGUCGAAGUAACAUUCAUUUAACUGAAAAUGGCGAAUUAGUUUAUUUCUCUGCUGCUGUUGCUAUUGUUCAAAGUAUUUCUAGUAGAGAUCGUUGUCAACAACGAUUUUUUCUUGGCCAUGAUGAUGAUAUUAUCAGUUCAUGUCUUCAUCCAAAUAAAAAUAUUAUUGCAACUGGUCAGAUUGGUAAAAGCGCACAAAUUUGUGUGUGGAAUUCACAAGGAAUAAUUAAAUUAGAAAGUCUCUUACAAGGACAUACAGAUGGUGUAGGAGCAAUUAAUUUUAGUCUUGAUGGAGAAAGAUUAGCUAGUGUUGGCAUUGAUUGUGAAAAUACCAUUAAAAUUUGGCAUUGGAGCCGCGGAAAACUUCUAGCAACUGCUGUUGGACAUUCACAACGUGUUUUUGAUAUUUGUUUUUAUGGUGAUCAUGUUAUUACUUGUGGUAUUCAACAUAUUCGUUUUUGGACAGUACUUGGAAAUACAUUACAAUUUGAAGAAGGGCAAUUUGGAAAAUCAGAAGCACAAACACUUAUGUGUAUUGGACAUUUUCUAAGUUCAGAUACGAAACAAUCGACAGAAUCUACAGAUAAUGACUAUUUCUGUUUAACUGGAGCUAUUAAUGGAGAUUUUUAUAUUUGGAAAAAAUAUAAAAUUUAUAAAUUGAUUCAUGGAGCACAUAAUUCAGCAAUUUAUUCAAUUGAUAUGACUCCUGAUGGUUUUCUAACAAGUAGUAAAGAUGGUUUAAUUAAAGAAUGGACAAAAGAUUUUUCGCCCACCAGAGAACCAAUUCGUAUUCCAUGCUUAAUAAACCUUAUAGAAGAAAUAAGUGUCUGUAGUGUAGCGUCACGUAAUGGCUAUUGUGUAGCUGGUACUCGUAAUAGUGAAAUCUAUGGAUUUGAAUUAAAUGGAAAUAAUAAUAUACCACAGCUUCUUGUUCAAGGUCAUUAUGGUCAUGAUGGUAGUUUAUAUGCAUUAGCUUGCCAUCCUCGAGAAAAUAUUUUUGCUACUGGUGGAGAUGAUUGUACACUUAGGUUUUGGAACGCUGAAAAAAUGUCAUUAGUCAUAUUUUAUUCUCUACCAUAUGUACCAUUAUCACCACCACCUUCUAUUCGAUCUUUAGCAUUUUCAUCAAAUGGAAAUCAAAUUGCUGUUGGAUAUGAUAAUGGCUAUAUUGAAAUUUAUCAAACAUUAUUGAAACGACUUGAAGAACAACGAAUCCAACCGAUGCAUACAAUGCACGAUCGUGCAGAUCGUAUAAGCGCAUUAGCCUUUUCUCCUAAAGAUAAAUAUCUUGCUGUUGGUUGUGCUGAUGGUAGUUUUGAUCUUUACGAUAUUGUAAAUCAAUUUCGAAAUUUACGUUUUGGAAAUCAUACCAAUACUUCAUGUGUUACGAAUAUUGAUUGGACUGACGAUGAAAAAUAUGUUUACUUUACGGGAGAAAAAAAACUAGUUUUUAUAGUUAAUAUGUCUUCUUUACAAAUUGUAUCUGAAGAUCAACAAGAUAAUAUACGAAAUUGGUCAACAUUUACAAGUUUAAAACAUAGAGAAGUUCGUGGAAUUUGGAAUAAAUUUGCAGAAAAAACAAAUAUUGUUACAAUUGAUGGAAACGAACAUGCGGGUGUUAUUGCUGCUGGUGACAAUCAAGGACUUAUCAAAUUAUUUCGUUUUCCAAGUGAAAAACGUGGUGCCCAUUUUAGAAAAUAUGUCGGCCAUUCAAGUAGCAUUGCUAGCGUAUGUUUUCUUCACGACAUAAGUCGUUUGAUAACAAUUGGUAGUGAUGAUCGUACAAUAAUUCAAUGGCGUUUUCUAUCGGAAUCAGAUUCAAUUGCCCUGGUGGAUGCACGAAAACUGAGUAGUGCACCAACUGCUUUGAACAGAGAUAUGAACGAAUCAGUGGCGGCAGAUUUAGCAGAUGAAGCUAUUGAAGAUGUACAAAUGUUACAAACAGCUCAACAUGGUGGAACUUAUUUAGAUUCAGACUCAGAGGAUUCGGAUUCAGAUUUAAGUGGUGCAGAAAUUGAUUCAGAUAUUGAAAAAGAAAAGCAAAUUUCAUAUGACAGAACUUUGUAUAGAGAAGAUUAUCAGAAAUUAAAAAAAAACAAGAAAGAAAAACUACCACCAGGCGAAAAGAGAAAAAAACAACCAGAUGACGGUCUCAUUCUUCAUUAUGCAUUCGGUUAUCGUGGCUAUGAUUGUCGAGAUAAUGUUUUUUCUUUAAAAACUGGCGAAAUUGUUUAUCAUGUUGCUGCACUUGGUAUUGUUUUAAAUACAGAACAAAAUCAACAGCGAUUUUAUAAUUGUCAUACUGAUGAUAUUUUAUGUCUAUGUGUUUCACCUGAUGUGACAUUAGUUGCUACAGGACAAAUUGGUCGUGAUCCACCAAUUCACGUAUGGGAUCCAAUAAGUAUGCAAACAAGUUCUAUUCUAAAGGGUCAACACUAUCGAGGCAUUUGUGCUCUUGGAUUUUCAAAUAAUGGUAAACGUUUAGCUUCAGUUGGUUUGGAUGACUAUCGAACGAUUGUUAUAUGGAAUUGGAAAAAAGGAGAAAAAUUAGCAUCACAAAGAGGUCAUAAUGAUAAAAUAUUUUGUUUACGUUGGAAUCCACACGCAGAUGAUCAAUUUGUAACUGUUGGUGUGAAACAUAUUAAAUUUUGGACACAAGCUGGCGGUGGUAUGACAUCCAAACAAGGUGUUUUUGGGAAACUUGCUGGAAAACAAGGAAAAAAAGAUCAAAUGUGCGUUGUUUUCGGUAAAACCGCUGAUAUGUGUAUUACUGGUGGUGGAGAUGGAUGUAUUCAUAUUUGGAAACAAACAUCAUUAACAAGAAUUGUGCCCGGUGCACAUAAGGGACCUAUAUUUGCUAUCACUGCAGUACAAGAUAAAGGUUAUGUAACUGGUGGAAAAGAUGGAAAAGUUAUACUUUGGGACCCAGAAUUGCAAAAACCUAUAAAAAUAUAUGAAUUGACAAAUCAGCAUUUAGCUCCAGAUUCUCGAGGUAGACUUAGUGAAGAGUCAACUUCAAUUCGAGCUGUUUCUUUAACACGUCGUAUUAUCGUUGGAACAAGAGGUGGAGAAAUAUGUGAAAUUGAAAAAAAUGGCUUGAUUCGUGUUUCUAUUCAAGGUCAUGCUGAAGGUGAAAUAUGGGGUUUAAGUACAAAUCCAAAAAAACAUGAAAUAUGUACUGCAAGUGAUGAUAAAACUGUUCGAGUAUGGUCAUUAAAAGAUCUCAGAAUGAUUCGAUUUCAAACUUUUCAAAAAUUGUUACGUUCAUGUGAAUAUUCACAAGAUGGAAAAACAAUUGCUGUCGGAACAAAAGAUGAUGGCCGAUAUUUAGCUGUUGGAACACAUGAUAAUUUUGUUGAUAUAUAUAAUGUUGAAACACGAAAACGAGCUGGUAUUUGUAAAGCAAAUUCAUCGUAUAUCACACAUGUUGAUUGGGAUGCAAAAGGAAAAUUUAUAAAGACAAAUUCCGGUGCAAAAGAAGAAUUAUUUUAUGAAGCGCCACGUGGUACAAGAAUAACAUCGAUUAAAACAACUGAUGUUGAAAAAAUGAAUUGGUUUACAUGGACAGGUGUAUUAGGACUAGCUUGUGAAGGCAUUUGGCUACCAGCCACUGAUGUAACAGAUGUCAAUUCAACUGAUUUGACUACAAAUAAGGAAACUCUAGCAACCGGCGAUGAUUUUGGUUUUGUGAAACUAUUUGAUUUUCCAGUUAAAGGAAAAUUUGCUAAAUUCAAAAGAUAUACAGGUCAUAGUGCUCAUGUGACUCGUGUUCGUUGGGCUUUUGAUGAUUCAUAUUUAAUAUCAAUUGGUGGUCGUGAUGUUGCUACAUUAGUUUGGAAACAUGAAUGUAGUAGAGCCGUGGAAAAUACAUCGAAUGUUGCGUCCAGAACGAGUACUGCUGAAACUCCGACAGCUGUUUUGUCUCCUCAGCAACAACCACGAGGGGAAAGUGAUGAUUCUGAUAAUACAGAUUCUGAAGAAGAAGGUUACGAUUCCGAUGUACAACAUGAUCGAGCUAUGGAUUACAAUUCCCGAUUUCUUAUUAAUCCAAUACGAAAAACUGUUGAUAAAAAGAAAUUACCACAACCAACAAUAGAAAAUCGUAAACCAAUUCGUCUAAAAGUAAAACCAUCGAAUCGAAAACUUCAAGAUGAGUUAGCACUUAUUAAAAUAACUUUAAAAUCUGGACUUAGCUUAGGUAUAUUAAAUGCAGCACAAGACACUUCAACAAAUGAAGAAUUAACAGAUGAUGAUGAUCAAAAACCACGAGGACGUAUUGUUGAUCUUGAAUUGCAUCAUAUUUAUGGUUAUCGUGGUUUCGAUUGUCGAGACAAUUUAUUCUAUUUAGUUGAUAAUGAAUCUAUUGUGUAUCCAGCUGCUGGUGCUGGUGUCAUACAUAAUAUACGUCGAGGCACUCAAAAAUUCUAUUUAAAACAUACAGAUGAUAUUAUAUCAAUGGCCGUACAUAAUGGGGAAAAGUAUGGAAAUAUCGUUGCAUCAGGAGAAAUUGGAGAAAAUCCAACGAUUCAUAUAUGGAAUCCACAAACAACACAAACUAUUUCUGUUUUAUCUGGAAAACAUAGACGAGGUGUUUGCUCAUUAAGUUUUUCAACAAGCGGAAAAUUAUUAUUAUCAACUGGUGUUGAUACACCAUAUACAAUAGUCGUGUGGCGAUGGAAAGAAGGUAUUAAUGUCGCAACUGCAACUGCAUCGGAAGAACGAAUAUUUCGGGCAUUAUUUCGUCCAAAUUCAGAUACACAUUUUGUAUCAGUUGGUGUUAAACACUUAAAAUUUUGGUCAAUUGCUGGAAAUACAUUAGUUCAUCAAAAAGCUCUUAUGACAACAAUGGUCGAUGGAAAACGAUCAACAAAAAUGCAAACAAUGCUUUCAAUUGCAUUUGGACCCGAAGAUCGAACUUAUACGGGUAGUAUGACCGGUUUAGUGUUUAUUUGGAAUAAAAAUACAUUGGAACGAACAGUACGUGCUCAUCAAGGCCCAAUUUUUUCAAUGUACAGUUCAGAUAAUUGCAUUGUUACAGGUGCUAAAGAAAAACGUUCUGCUGCUUCAACAAAAGUACUUAAUCCACUUAAAAUAUGGGAUUUAGAUAUGAAUAAUGGACGAGCAAUAAAACUUGACAUAGGGCCAACUGAUUCAAUUUGUAUUAGAUCUGUUUGUCGAAAUUCGAAAGGAAAAAUUUUAAUUGGUUUAAAAACUUCUGAUAUUGUUGAACUUGAUGAUAAAUCAUCUGAUUGCCAAACAACAUCAGUGGUAUUUGGACAUGGUGAAGGGCAACUUUGGGCAUUAUCACCACAUCCAACUAAAUCACUAUUUGCUACAGGCAGUUAUGAUCGAAAUCUUGUUGUUUGGAAUACAAGUACUAAAGGUCUUAUUGUGAAACGUGAUAUGGGAAAAGAAAUUCGUAGUGUUUCAUUCGAUCCUAGUGGUGACAUUUUAGCAGUUGGUUAUAAAGAUGGACAAAUUAGUUUGGUGAAUUUUUCUAUUGAUAAAAAGGAACUGAUAGAAACUCGUAAAACAAGAGAACGUAAUGCUGCAAUUUUAUGUGUUAGAUUUAGUCCUGAUGGAAAAAUCUUAGUUGCUGCAUCAGAAAAUUGUUGUAUUGACUUUUUUGAUGUUCAACAAGAUAAAUUAACUCGUCUUGGUUAUGUCACACGCAUUGCAGACGUUGUUUCACAAAUUGAUUGGUCUACAAAUUCAUUAUACAUCAGAGCAACUACUGUUGGAUAUCAUGCACUUACAUUUCAUGCACCCAUUGGUGAAGAAGUUAAAAAUCCUAAAGAAAUAGAAGCGAUUGUUUGGAAUACUUGGACGAGUCCGUCUGGCGAUGAUAUAAUUGGUAUUUGGCCAAAUGAAGUUAAAAAAGAUCAUAUCAAUUGUGCACACGCAACAUCAUCAACAAUCGCUACUGGUGAUGAUCUUGGUGCUAUUAAAUUAUUUAAAUUUCCAUGUUCAGAACCUAGAGCUGAAUUUAAAAUAUUUUAUGGUCAUUCUGAUAAUGUAACUAAUGUUCGAUUUUUGGCACAUGAAAAAUAUUUAGUUAGUUUAGGUGGUGAUGAUUGUUGUAUCUUUUUAUGGAAAUGCAUUACGGAGUCAGAAACUACAGAUGAUAACUAG
Messenger RNA from Rotaria socialis, 6240 nucleotides. Lineage: Eukaryota; Metazoa; Rotifera; Eurotatoria; Philodinida; Philodinidae. The record is from the annotation of a GenBank genome assembly.